AAAAAUGAAGAAGUGUGAAUUCCGCAUAGAUGUGAGACGUACGCCUCAUUGUAGCUGUGGGCUGAUCUUGUAAAGAAGCACAUUUCCUUCCUUCAAAUAUUCAAAAGACAUGGCGUUGUCCCAGCAGCCAGGCCAGGUGGUGACCACCACCACCACCGCCGAGGGUCAGUGGAGUAGCGGUCUGUUUGACUGCUGCUCUGAUGUGGAAACCUGUUGCUGUGGAUUGUUGUGUUUCCCGUGCAUGCAGUGCCAGACCGCCAGUAGCCACGGCUGGUGCAGCCUCAUGCCGUGCUUGGACGCCUUCUGCUGUGUGGUGUCCUGCAUGCUCCGCUCUUCCAUCAGAGAGCGCUACGCCAUCCCUGGCUCGUUCUGUGACGACUGCUGUAACAUCUUCUGGUGUUACCCGUGUGUCUGGUGCCAGAUGAACCGCGAGCUGAAGACCAGAGGCCAGUAGAGACGGGCCACUGAAGCUGUGGUCUCCACACAAGUCUGAAUUUAAGAUGCAAACGCUGUUGUCUGUUUCUCUGGAUUCGUGAUCUUUAAAACAUGUCAAAAGAGGUUUGUCCUGUCACGUAACCUCAAUAUUAAUAUUCCACAGUUCAGUUCAGAGGUGUCUCGUAAUGCUUAAAGAAGAUGCUUGAUCCAAUUAUUAAUGCUGUUUGAACACGUUCAGGUUUCACUUAGAUGACUGAACUUUGCUUGAUUGAUUCUCCUGAAGUAAUAAAAAUAUUUGGGUU
Molecule: messenger RNA, 737 nt
Organism: Salarias fasciatus (jewelled blenny)
Lineage: Eukaryota; Metazoa; Chordata; Actinopteri; Blenniiformes; Blenniidae
Product: cornifelin homolog B-like
Exons: 4
Coding region: 110-454 (114 amino acids)
Source: RefSeq, a predicted model, not a curated record